This is a messenger RNA of Grammomys surdaster, 10602 nucleotides long. RefSeq names its product notch receptor 2 (gene Notch2). The record is from RefSeq and is a predicted model, not a curated record. The transcript is spliced from 35 exons. Gene Ontology annotation, molecular function: Notch binding; calcium ion binding; signaling receptor activity. Gene Ontology annotation, cellular component: membrane; signaling receptor complex. Bases 285 to 7685 code for a protein of 2466 amino acids. Gene Ontology annotation, biological process: Notch signaling pathway; multicellular organism development; cellular response to tumor cell. Lineage: Eukaryota; Metazoa; Chordata; Mammalia; Rodentia; Muridae.
CCUGGGAGCCAUCUCUCAUCUCUGACAGAGAUGACUGUGGAUUUACAUCUCUUACCAGACAUUCCCAGAAAAAGCACAGCCUGAUACACCAUUGGUUUUGUGAGUUUGGAUUUCCCAUCAUCCAUUCCUUGCUGUCUUCUUUCUGGACCUACUGUGAUUCUUCAGCCUGUACCUGUUUGGAGUUCAUUUGGGCCUGGAGUAUUUCCUCUCUUUAGUCUCCUGCUCCCACCCUGAGUGCUGAAGCCAGGGUGAUGUUGGGCUGCAAAGCUGAAGAGGGAAGGUGAAUGAGCCACAGUGUCCACUUAGAACCCACAGCCAAGUCUUGGCAACUUAUCCGUGCUUUGCAGUGUCGAGGUGGUCAAGAGCCCUGUGUAAAUGAAGGGACGUGUGUUACCUACCACAAUGGCACAGGCUACUGCCGAUGUCCAGAGGGCUUCUUGGGAGAAUAUUGUCAACAUCGAGACCCCUGUGAGAAAAACCGCUGUCAGAAUGGUGGUACUUGUGUGACACAGGCCAUGUUGGGGAAAGCUACCUGCCGAUGUGCUCCAGGGUUCACGGGAGAGGAUUGCCAAUACUCGACCUCUCACCCCUGCUUUGUGUCCCGCCCCUGUCAGAAUGGGGGCACCUGCCACAUGCUCAGCCGGGACACCUACGAGUGCACCUGCCAAGUCGGUUUCACAGGGAAGCACUGUCAGUGGGCAGAUGCCUGUUUGUCUCAUCCCUGCGAAAAUGGAAGCACCUGUACCUCUGUGGCCAGCCAGUUCUCCUGCAGAUGUCCUGCAGGCAUCACAGGCCAGAAGUGUGAAGCUGAUAUCAAUGAGUGUGACAUUCCAGGACUCUGCCAACAUGGUGGCACCUGCCUCAACCUUCCUGGUUCUUACAGAUGUCAGUGCCCCCAGGGCUUCACAGGCCAGCACUGUGACAGCCCUUAUGUGCCCUGUGCACCCUCGCCCUGUGUCAAUGGAGGUACCUGCCGUCAAACUGGUGACUUCACUUUUGAAUGCAACUGUCUGCCAGGUUUUGAAGGAAGCACCUGUGAGCGGAAUAUUGACGACUGCCCUAACCACAAGUGUCAGAAUGGAGGGGUUUGUGUGGAUGGCGUCAAUACUUACAACUGCCGCUGCCCCCCUCAGUGGACCGGGCAGUUCUGCACAGAAGAUGUGGAUGAGUGUCUGCUACAGCCCAAUGCUUGUCAGAAUGGAGGCACCUGCACCAACCGCAACGGAGGCUACGGCUGCGUGUGCGUGAACGGCUGGAGCGGGGAUGACUGCAGCGAGAACAUCGAUGACUGUGCCUUUGCCUCCUGCACACCAGGGUCCACCUGCAUUGACCGUGUGGCCUCCUUCUCCUGCCUGUGUCCGGAGGGAAAGGCAGGUCUCCUGUGUCAUCUGGAUGAUGCCUGUAUCAGCAACCCUUGUCACAAGGGGGCGCUGUGUGAUACCAACCCCCUGAAUGGGCAAUACAUUUGCACCUGUCCACAGGGCUACAAGGGCGCUGACUGCACUGAAGACGUGGAUGAGUGUGCUAUGGCCAACAGUAACCCUUGUGAGCAUGCAGGAAAGUGUGUGAAUACAGAUGGUGCCUUCCACUGUGAGUGUCUGAAGGGCUACGCAGGGCCUCGCUGUGAGAUGGACAUCAACGAGUGUCAUUCAGACCCCUGUCAGAACGAUGCCACCUGCCUGGAUAAGAUCGGAGGCUUCACCUGUCUGUGCAUGCCAGGUUUCAAAGGUGUGCAUUGUGAACUGGAGGUCAAUGAGUGCCAGAGCAACCCGUGUGUAAACAACGGGCAGUGUGUGGACAAAGUCAAUCGCUUCCAGUGUCUGUGUCCCCCUGGCUUCACAGGACCCGUGUGUCAGAUCGACAUUGAUGACUGCUCCAGCACUCCCUGCCUGAACGGGGCCAAGUGCAUCGACCACCCGAACGGCUAUGAGUGCCAGUGUGCCACGGGUUUCACUGGCAUGUUGUGUGACGAGAACAUCGACAACUGUGACCCAGAUCCUUGCCACCAUGGUCAGUGCCAGGAUGGGAUUGACUCGUACACCUGCAUCUGCAACCCUGGGUACAUGGGAGCCAUCUGUAGUGACCAGAUUGACGAGUGCUACAGCAGCCCUUGCUUGAAUGAUGGGCGCUGCAUUGACCUGGUGAAUGGCUACCAGUGUAACUGCCAACCGGGCACAUCAGGUCUUAAUUGUGAAAUUAAUUUUGAUGACUGUGCCAGCAACCCUUGUAUGCAUGGAGCCUGUGUGGACGGCAUCAAUCGUUACAGUUGUGUGUGCUCUCCGGGAUUCACAGGGCAGAGGUGCAACAUUGACAUUGAUGAGUGUGCCUCCAACCCCUGUCGUAAGGGUGCGACGUGCAUCAAUGAUGUGAAUGGUUUCCGGUGUAUAUGCCCCGAGGGACCGCAUCAUCCCAGCUGCUACUCACAGGUGAACGAGUGUUUGAGCAAUCCCUGCAUCCACGGAAACUGUACCGGAGGUCUCAGUGGCUAUAAGUGUCUCUGCGAUGCAGGCUGGGUUGGUGUCAACUGCGAAGUGGACAAAAAUGAGUGUCUUUCUAACCCAUGCCAGAAUGAAGGAACCUGUAAUAACUUGGUGAAUGGCUACAGGUGUACAUGCAAGAAGGGGUUCAAAGGCUACAACUGCCAGGUGAAUAUAGACGAGUGUGCCUCAAACCCGUGUCUGAACCAAGGAACCUGCUUUGAUGACAUUAGCGGCUACACUUGCCACUGCAUGUUGCCUUACACAGGCAAGAAUUGUCAAACAGUGUUGGCUCCCUGUUCCCCAAACCCGUGUGAGAAUGCUGCUGUUUGUAAAGAGGCACCCAAUUUUGAGAGCUUCACCUGCUUGUGUGCUCCUGGCUGGCAAGGUCACCGAUGUACAGUUGACAUUGAUGAGUGUGUCUCCAAGCCGUGUAUGAACCAUGGCAUCUGCCAUAAUACUCAGGGCAGCUACAUGUGUGAGUGUCCUCCUGGCUUCAGUGGUAUGGACUGCGAGGAGGACAUCAAUGAUUGCCUCGCCAACCCCUGCCAGAACGGAGGCUCCUGCGUGGACAAAGUGAAUACCUUCUCCUGCCAGUGCCUUCCCGGGUUCAUAGGGGAUAAGUGCCAGACGGACAUGAAUGAGUGUCUGAGUGAGCCCUGUAAGAAUGGGGGCACCUGCUCUGACUAUGUCAAUAGUUACACCUGCACGUGCCCCGCGGGCUUCCAUGGAGUCCACUGUGAAAACAACAUUGACGAGUGCACUGAGAGCUCCUGCUUCAACGGCGGCACGUGUGUUGAUGGAAUCAACUCUUUCUCUUGCUUGUGCCCCAUGGGUUUCACUGGGCCCUUCUGCCUCCAUGACAUCAAUGAGUGCAGCUCUAACCCGUGCCUGAAUGCGGGGACGUGUGUCGAUGGCCUGGGUACCUACCGAUGCAUCUGUCCCUUGGGCUACACCGGGAAAAACUGUCAGACCCUGGUGAACCUCUGCAGCCGGUCUCCAUGUAAAAACAAAGGAACUUGUGUUCAGGAAAAGGCAAGGCCCCACUGCUUGUGUCCACCUGGAUGGGAUGGUGCUUACUGUGAUGUGCUCAAUGUGUCCUGUAAGGCAGCUGCCUUGCAGAAAGGAGUACCUGUUGAACACUUGUGCCAGCACUCAGGCGUCUGUAUCAAUGCUGGCAACACCCAUCACUGCCAGUGCCCCCUGGGUUACACAGGGAGCUACUGUGAGGAGCAGCUUGACGAAUGUGCGUCCAAUCCGUGCCAGCACGGUGCCACCUGCAAUGACUUCAUCGGAGGGUACAGAUGUGAGUGUGUUCCAGGGUAUCAGGGUGUCAACUGUGAGUAUGAAGUGGACGAGUGCCAGAACCAGCCCUGCCAGAACGGAGGCACCUGCAUCGACCUUGUGAACCACUUCAAGUGUUCCUGCCCGCCGGGCACUCGGGGCCUGCUUUGUGAAGAGAACAUUGAUGACUGUGCUGGGGGCCCCCACUGCCUUAAUGGUGGCCAGUGCGUGGACCGGAUUGGAGGCUACAGUUGUCGCUGUUUGCCUGGCUUUGCUGGGGAGCGGUGUGAGGGGGACAUCAAUGAAUGCCUGUCCAACCCUUGCAGCUCGGAGGGCAGCCUAGACUGCAUUCAGCUCAAAAAUAACUACCAGUGUGUCUGCCGCAGUGCCUUCACAGGCCGUCACUGUGAAACCUUCCUAGAUGUGUGUCCCCAGAAACCUUGCCUGAACGGAGGGACUUGUGCUGUGGCUAGCAACAUGCCCGAUGGCUUCAUUUGUCGUUGUCCCCCGGGGUUCUCCGGGGCAAGAUGCCAGAGCAGCUGUGGACAAGUGAAGUGCAGGAGAGGGGAGCAGUGUGUGCACACUGCCUCCGGGCCCCGCUGCUUCUGCCCGAACCCCAAGGACUGCGAGUCAGGCUGUGCCAGUAACCCUUGCCAGCACGGAGGCACCUGCUAUCCUCAGCGCCAACCUCCUUAUUACUCUUGCCGCUGCUCUCCGCCGUUCUGGGGUAGCCACUGUGAGCUCUACACAGCCCCCACCAGCACCCCUCCUACUACCUGUCAGAGUCAGUACUGCGCUGACAAGGCUCGGGACGGCAUCUGUGAUGAGGCCUGCAACAGUCAUGCCUGCCAGUGGGAUGGAGGUGACUGCUCCCUCACUAUGGAGGACCCCUGGGCCAACUGCACCUCCUCACUUCGCUGCUGGGAGUACAUCAACAACCAGUGUGAUGAGCUGUGCAACACUGCUGAGUGCCUGUUUGACAACUUUGAAUGCCAGAGGAAUAGCAAGACCUGCAAGUAUGACAAAUACUGUGCAGACCACUUCAAAGACAAUCACUGUGAUCAGGGAUGCAACAGCGAGGAGUGUGGCUGGGAUGGGCUGGACUGUGCUGCGGACCAGCCUGAAAACCUGGCGGAGGGCACCCUGGUCAUUGUGGUGCUCCUGCCCCCUGAACAGCUGCUGCAGGAUUCUCGAAGCUUCUUGCGGGCCCUGGGCACUCUGCUUCACACCAACUUACGCAUUAAACAAGACUCUCAGGGCGCCCUCAUGGUGUACCCCUACUAUGGGGAGAAGUCUGCUGCCAUGAAGAAGCAGAAUAUGGCACGCAGGUCCCUUCCUGAUGAGCAGGAGCAGGAGAUGAUUGGCUCUAAGGUAUUUCUGGAAAUUGACAACCGACAGUGUGUUCAAGAUUCAGAGCAAUGCUUCAAGAACACCGAUGCUGCAGCUGCUCUCCUGGCCUCUCACGCCAUCCAGGGGACCUUGUCCUACCCUCUGGUGUCUGUCGUCAGUGAACUGGAUGCUCCAGGAAGCGCUCCGCUUCUCUAUCUGCUUGCGGUCGCCGUGGUCAUUAUCCUGUUCAUCAUCCUGCUGGGGGUCAUCAUGGCAAAACGAAAGCGCAAGCAUGGCUUCCUCUGGCUGCCUGAAGGGUUCACCCUUCGCCGAGACUCUAGCAAUCACAAGCGCCGUGAACCUGUGGGACAGGAUGCCGUGGGGCUGAAAAAUCUCUCAGUGCAAGUGUCAGAGGCUAACCUGAUUGGUUCUGGGACAAGUGAACAUUGGGUUGAUGAUGAAGGACCCCAGCCAAAGAAAGCCAAGGCUGAGGAUGAGGCUUUGCUGUCAGAAGACGACCCCAUUGAUCGACGCCCCUGGACACAGCAGCACCUUGAAGCUGCAGACAUCCGCCGGACUCCAUCCCUGGCGCUCACUCCUCCUCAGGCAGAACAGGAGGUGGACGUGCUGGACGUGAAUGUCCGAGGCCCAGAUGGGUGUACUCCACUGAUGCUGGCUUCUCUCCGAGGAGGCAGCUCGGACCUGAGUGAUGAAGAUGAAGAUGCUGAGGACUCUUCUGCCAACAUCAUCACAGACUUGGUCUACCAAGGUGCCAGCCUUCAGGCACAGACAGACCGCACUGGCGAGAUGGCCCUGCACCUUGCAGCCCGCUAUUCGAGAGCUGAUGCUGCCAAACGCCUCCUGGACGCUGGUGCAGAUGCCAAUGCCCAGGACAACAUGGGCCGCUGUCCUCUUCACGCUGCGGUCGCAGCAGAUGCCCAAGGUGUCUUUCAGAUUCUGAUCCGCAACCGAGUGACUGAUCUAGAUGCCAGAAUGAACGACGGCACUACCCCCCUGAUUCUGGCUGCCCGCCUGGCUGUGGAGGGGAUGGUGGCCGAGCUGAUCAAUUGCCAAGCAGAUGUGAAUGCAGUGGACGACCAUGGAAAAUCUGCCCUCCACUGGGCAGCUGCCGUCAAUAAUGUGGAGGCAACUCUCUUGCUGUUGAAGAAUGGGGCCAACCGAGAUAUGCAGGACAAUAAGGAAGAGACACCUUUGUUUCUUGCUGCCCGAGAGGGAAGUUAUGAAGCAGCCAAAAUCCUGUUAGACCAUUUUGCCAACCGGGACAUCACAGACCACAUGGACCGACUUCCCCGGGAUGUGGCUCGGGACCGUAUGCACCAUGACAUUGUUCGCCUCCUGGAUGAGUACAACGUGACUCCCAGCCCUCCGGGGACUGUCCUGACGUCUGCUCUCUCGCCUGUCCUCUGUGGGCCCAACAGGUCUUUCCUCAGUCUGAAGCACACCCCAAUGGGUAAGAAGGCUAGACGGCCCAACACCAAGAGCACCAUGCCCACGAGCCUGCCUAACCUUGCCAAGGAAGCCAAGGAUGUCAAGGGUAAUAGGAGGAAGAAGUGUCUGAACGAGAAGGUCCAGCUGUCUGAGAGCUCAGUGACUUUAUCCCCUGUCGAUUCCCUCGAGUCUCCUCACACAUAUGUGUCUGAUGCUACACCCUCUCCCAUGAUCACAUCCCCUGGAAUCUUACAGGCCUCGCCCACCCCUCUGCUGGCUGCUGCCGCCCCUGCUGCCCCAGUGCAUGCACAGCAUGCACUGUCCUUCUCUAACCUUCAUGAAAUGCAGCCUUUGGCUCCUGGAGCCAGCACCGUGCUCCCCUCAGUCAGCCAGCUGCUAUCCCACCACCACAUUGUCCCCCCAGGUAGUGGCAGUGCAGGAAGCUUGGGCAGGUUACAUCCAGUUCCUGUCCCAGCAGACUGGAUGAACCGUGUGGAGAUGAAUGAGACCCAGUACAAUGAAAUGUUUGGCAUGGUCCUGGCUCCUGCAGAGGGAGCCCACCCUGGCAUAGCAGCUCCCCAGAGCAGACCUCCGGAAGGGAAGCACAUCUCCACCCAGCGGGAGCCCUUGCCUCCCAUUGUGACUUUCCAGCUCAUCCCAAAAGGCAGCAUUGCCCAGGCAGCUGGAGCUCCCCAGACACAGUCCAACUGCCCUCCAGCUGUUGCAGGCCCCUUGCCGCCUUCUAUGUACCAGAUCCCAGAGAUGGCCCGUUUGCCCAGUGUGGCUUUCCCACCUACCAUGAUGCCCCAGCAGGAGGGUCAGGUAGCUCAGACCAUUGUGCCAACCUACCAUCCUUUCCCAGCCUCUGUGGGCAAGUACCCCACACCCCCUUCCCAACACAGUUACGCCUCCUCAAAUGCUGCUGAGCGAACCCCCAGUCAUGGUGGUCACCUCCAGGGUGAGCACCCAUACCUGACACCGUCCCCAGAGUCUCCUGACCAGUGGUCAAGCUCUUCACCACGCUCGGCGUCUGACUGGUCAGAUGUGACCACCAGCCCAACUCCCGGAGGUGGCGGGGGCGGUCAGCGGGGACCUGGAACACACAUGUCCGAGCCACCAAACAGCAACAUGCAGGUUUAUGCAUGAAGAGUCUGCCUCAGUCGUAGAGAUGGAAGUACCUAUCACACAUACUGCUGAGGGACAAGUGAAGGCUAUCUGAAGAGAAAUGAAGAAAGCUCUGUAACCAGCGUCUGGAGGCAGGAGAGAAGAUGCUCCGGACUUCAGACAGGCAUGAGAAGCAUUACUCACUCUUCACUGAGUGUCUGUGCAGUUUUAGGGGAGGAUGCAGCUCCUGCUGACCCUCGCCCAUCCUGCAGGUUCACAGAAAUGCAAGAUAAAUACAAGCCUUGAGACUCCUCGCUCUCUUCUUAUUUGGAGAAUACCAUGGUUGCUUUUAUCACCCAGACCUUCUUGCAGCUUGAAGAGCAUUUUAAGCCCUGGGGGCUUCUGACUGCAUGUGGAGACUGUGCUCUAGAGUCAGACUGAGAAGUGCGCCCUGGGACUCUGUACAGGCUGACUCGUCUGAUCUCCUCAGCCCUGGAAAUGGCCUUGAUGUCACUUGGUGCUUUCCUCUCUGCGCCCGUCUAUGGUUGAUCCUGUCACUGUGUCAUAGGCAAGACUUUUGUGCUCUUAAUCAUUCCUAAAAAAGUUGGAAAACAACUUUAGCCUCCUGUUCCCACAUUCCCAGCACCCAAGGAGGCUCACAGGGUUUAUUCUGGUCAUGGGUCUCAGCCUUGGCCUCUGAAGUAUGCUUCUAUGGCAAGUGCACUCACUGCAGUCUUCAUGUCUCAUUUCUAGAAGGAAAGAGAAAGCAAAGUAUUUGGGGAAUAGAAGCCUCCUUCUGAACCUGCACCUUAAUUUCUCUCCCCUGCAUCUGGGGCCCCAUAUACACUCAUGGGGGAAGGAUAUGAGCUGUUGUUCUGUUGUCCUAGUCAAUAUGCAAUUGUACUCUAGGAGGCUUAGGUACUGUGAUAUUCCUCUCAUUUUGUUGUAAAGUAGGAAAAGUGGGUGCAUGUUGGACUGUCCAAGAAAUAAGCUAAUUUGUUCAAGAAGCAAUCACCCACCUACAGGCCCUCCAUUGACUGCUACUGUGAAGCACAUUUACCCCCAAUCUUAGGACUCAUUGAUCCAGCACAUGAAGGUACUCUUGGCUGCCGCACUGCUCCUCAUAGAUGGCAGCAGAAGAAAAUGACUCUCCAUUUAUUUUACCCUUGCCAUUUAGGACAGAACUUGCCUAGGGCACAGGGGACCCAGUGACUGCCAACUUCCUUAGAACCACUUUCCUUUCCGAUCAGAAGCCAGUUUAUCAGUUUCUCUCCACACUGUGUGAUCUGGGUGAUUGAUGCACACAGUAGGUUCGCAGUGAAGACGUGGAGUCUGUGUUUGGGUUCCAGACGUGGAGAAUGGACAGUCUCCUGAGCACACUCCUUCCCUAGAGUUCUCUUCAGAUGAUGAUGGUUCCUCAUUGUCCUUGUGUUCAGAUUAAGAUUGUACCUCAUCCAGACCUGCUUCCUGUAUUGUGGUCUCAGUGACUUCUCAGACUCUCAAGAGCAGAAACAGUUUUUUGUCUGUUGUAAAUCUAGGAUGAUAGUUUUCUCCAUCUUCCCCUCAGUCAGCUAAUAAUUGGCCUUAUGGCCAUGCCAUCAAUCACUGCUUCCUGGUGCCAUGAUGCCCAUGACACAGGAAACUGAGUUCUCCUGGAGCAUUUAUGUAUAUUAUUAGCUGGAUCACCUGGGGGGAGCAUUUAUUUGUUGUUUUAGGGGUUUUGUUGUUGUUUUAAUAAUAGUCUUUAUCCCUGCGUAUCUAUUACCAUGGCAGUCUAUAAACAAAUGAGGAUUUUAGUCCCAUCUAAGUUCAUUGAAUCAAGAAAAAUAAUUUGUUCUGUCCUGGUCUAUGGCAGAUUAAGGUUGGUCAUUUGACUUUAUUCUCAUGUGGUAACAUCAUCUUACCAGUCCCUUUCAUGGAAUAUAGAUAUUUUAUUGCCCUAAAUAUUGACUGUCUCCCCAUGUACCCAUCAGUUAGUCCCAGAUAAAGAGAACCUGUGUGUGUGAACCUCUUCUGCCCUAAAGCUCUAGUGCCACUGCCUGCAAACAACAGCCACGGAUCCAGCCACUGGGUCUGUGGUCACUGUUCCUUCCCAGACACAAAGAAGAACAAACUUGCUGUGUCUCCUUCAAGGAUCCCUGAAAGAGCAUCCUUUGGGUUUGGGAGGAGGGAUGUGAAAACUGCCAUUACAGAAAACAGGUUACAGAGAUGAAGAAGACAACACUGCCAGUCAAACAUCUGAUCGGCCCCUUAGAUGUUAGAAUUCUUGACUGUGUAGUGUCUAGGAAAGGGAAGAGGGAAGGGUAAUCCCUUCCUCCUGGGAUCUGAAUCAGAGGCUAAGGUUGUAUGGGGCACACCCUUUAUUUUCUACACAGAUCCCAGAUCCCUGUUUUGGACUUUUUAUUCCUAUGAGUUCAUCCUUUGACUCCCAUCUGCCUUUGAGGAUUUUUUUUUAAUUUGUUCUUUUUUGUUUUAAGCAUCAUUUUCUGACUUAUGCAUUGGUGGGGGGAUUGAAGGAAAGAAAGGCUGAGUUAAAGAUUUUAGUGAAAGCCAUCAGCACGAGUUGGUUACAUUGUUAUAUUGGCCACUUGAAAUCUUGCAUAGAAAAGAACCAAAGGUGUAACGUUCUGUUCGAGUGUGAUUUCAGGACCUGAAAUUUAACCAAUGUGUUGAAUGUACAAGAACUGUUUGAAAGGACACGUGUCUAUGUCCUGAGGCCCCCACCCUUAACUGUUUUGGUACUAUGGCAACUUCCUUGUGUACAUUUCCCUGAAAAGUGACAUUGUAUCUGUUUGUAUGAGAAACUCAGUAACCAGAAAAUGACCGCGUGUUCCUGACUAAAUACAGGAAGGAAUAUGCACAAUGUUUUUACUUUUUAAAGUUUCAUUCUAAAAGUAGUUUAAGAUGAAAUUUAUAUGAAAACAUUUUUAUCACAAAAUAAAAAAGAUUUCAUGUCAAA